This is a messenger RNA of Notolabrus celidotus (New Zealand spotty), 936 nucleotides long. It is a transcript of the gene micu1, whose product is annotated as mitochondrial calcium uptake 1. Bases 142 to 936 code for a protein of 264 amino acids. Gene Ontology annotation, biological process: calcium import into the mitochondrion; mitochondrial calcium ion homeostasis. Gene Ontology annotation, cellular component: uniplex complex. The record is from RefSeq and is a predicted model, not a curated record. The transcript is spliced from 10 exons. Gene Ontology annotation, molecular function: calcium ion binding. Lineage: Eukaryota; Metazoa; Chordata; Actinopteri; Labriformes; Labridae.
CUGCUCGCUGAAUGCGGAACUGCUGCUGCUGCUCGGAUCUGCUCGGAUGUGCUCGGGCUCCAUCUCUGCAGACAGGAGAGGAAAACACUGAAACCACCGAACACAUCAACACUCCGGACUGAGCAGCGUUUACUGACAUUAAUGAUGUUCCGCUUGCGGGCGUUGUCCGCAGUUUCGGUGGGGCUCGUUCAGCUGACCCGGCGUUACCACAGCAAUGCAGUGCGAGGGACCGGCCGGAGGAGGAUGAUGCUCGCUGCCCUCGCCGGAGUCACCGGUGUGUCUGCUAGUGCCGGGCUGCUCUGGAAAAGAGCUUAUGCUGAAGCAGGGCCGUCCGUCCAACACUCUGAGCGGCCUGAAGCAGACGGAGCUGAUUUUGUGAGGGAGGCAGACGCUGAGACGGAGUCAGAGAGGUCGAUGGAGGCCAGCAGCGGAGAGGAAGAUGCAAAUAAUGACGGAGAGGAAGGGAAAAAGAAGAAGCCACGCUCUGGAUUUCGUGACCGCAAGGUGAUGGAAUAUGAAAACAGGAUCAGAGCCUACUCAACCCCAGACAAGAUUUUCCGCUACUUUGCCACGCUGAAGGUCAUCGGUGAGCACGGAGACGCUGAAGUUUACAUGACGCCCCAGGACUUCAUACGCUCCAUCACGCCCAACGAGAAGCAGCCUGAGAGUCUCGGCCUGGAUCAGUUCAUUACGAAGCGUUUUGAUGGGAAGGACUUCUGGCAGACGGAGAAGAUCGCUCAGGAGCGGGAGAAGUUCGCAGAUGAAGACAGCAUCUUCUACUCUCUGGGAGAAUGUGGCCUGAUCUCCUUCUCUGACUACAUCUUCCUCACCACUGUGCUGUCCACUCCCCAGAGGAACUUUGAGAUCGCCUUCAAGAUGUUCGAUCUGAACGGGGACGGGGAGGUGGAUCUGGAGGAGUUUGAGCAGCCACCUUGA